AAUCUCCAUAAACAGUUUGUCGUGCCAUUACAAGAAGAGUCGAAAGAAGACGUUGCUGAAGACGUCGACGAUGAUGCGGAGCCGUCGACGGAUCCGAACGCGUUUCCUGAAAAUGAACGAAAAAUGUAUGAAAAGCUGUGCAGAAAAGCAGUCGGACUCAGUCCGAAAGUUGCAGCGAAACUCUACUGUCGUUACUUCCACAACCAAAACCCGUUCCUUCGGAUCGGGCCUGUGAAAAUGGAAGAGGCCUAUUUGAAGCCUAGGAUCGUUGUCUUCCAUGAAAUCAUGUUCGACUCUGAGAUCUCUGUGAUCAAGGACUUGGCUGUGUCCAGGUUGAGGAGAGCGACGGUCCAAGACUAUGUGACCGGAGACUUGAAACCUGCCGAAUACAGGAUCAGCAAAUCUGCUUGGUUGAAAACUGAGGAACAUCCGCUUCUCCGUCGGUUUGUGAAUCGGAUUGGACAGAUCACCAAUUUGAACACUGAAACUGCCGAAGAGCUUCAGGUCGGGAAUUACGGGCUCGCUGGUCAUUAUGAACCGCAUUACGAUUUCGCCAGGAAAGACGAAGCGAAUGCUUUCAAGAGCCUGGGAACCGGGAACAGAAUCGCCACGUGGCUCAAUUAUAUGAGCGACGUGGAAGCUGGUGGAGCCACGGUGUUUCCGGCCCUGCGACUCGCCCUGUUUCCGCGUCGGGGCUCGGCGGCGUUCUGGUUUAACCUCUACCGGAACGGGGAAGGCGAUUACUUGACUCGUCAUGCUGCUUGCCCAGUGCUUGCCGGCUCCAAAUGGGUUUCGAACAAGUGGUUUCACGAAGCCGGGCAAGAGUUCAGGCGCCCUUGCGGCUUGUCGCCAGACGAAUGACACAUCUCACGAACAGCAGCUGUAUAAAGGAACGAAAACAAAGGCUGGUGUUUUUCUGCUGACUAAAUAUUAUGUGGGGGGGAGCUAUUUUAAGCGUGACGUGGUGCAGCUUAUGUGGCAAUAAUCUCGCAUGCAAUCUCUUGUGGUAUUGUAAUAUUUUUCCCUGGUGCUAGACCAAAGCAUUUUCGGUUCGGUUUCGACGUUUUCGUUUCCACCUGGCCAUUUUUGUUUUUGGACGCAGUUACUGAUGGUAUUUUAUCGCGAGCUUUCGUGUGAUCUAUUUCAAAUCGGGAAAUCUGUGCAUUUCCUCUUCCGCCAAAGCGGCGUUUUGUGUUCAAUUGUUACUGGGGCGGCGAAAUUAAAAGUCGAUUGAAGGC
Molecule: messenger RNA, 1238 nt
Organism: Notodromas monacha
Lineage: Eukaryota; Metazoa; Arthropoda; Ostracoda; Podocopida; Cyprididae
Source: the annotation of a GenBank genome assembly